AUGGCAUCAGUAGACACCCGACCUCAGGAAAAGGCAGGUUCCUGGUAUUUAGACGAACCAACAGAACUCAGGGAGCAGCUCAACGACUUCCUCUCUGACGUGCCCGAUCAGAUUGAGGGCAAUGACCUGCCGGUCCCUGGUGCUCGAAUUAUCAUUGCCCCCCAUGCCGGCUACACAUACUCGGGUGCUACGGCAGCUUGGGCCUAUAAGGCCCUCGACCUCAGCAAGGCCAAGCGCGUAUUCCUUCUCGGGCCUUCUCAUACGUUCUACCUUACGGGCUGCGCAGUCAGCAAGUAUCAAAACUACGGCACGCCAUGGGGAGACCUCAGGGUAGACGAGAAGGUCACAGCCCGCCUCCUCGACGAGCUCGAAAUACCCGCGAUCCCAACGCGGAACGAUAUCAAAGAGCACUCGCUAGAAAUGCAUUUGCCAUAUCUGUGGAUUCGACUAGAACAAACUUUCGGCUCGCCCGAGAACUUCCCGCCCGUCGUGCCGAUCCUCAUCGGCGAUAACAACAAGGCCGAAGAGAAAGAGGUGGGCAAGUGGCUUGCCGAGUAUAUCAAGGACCCCGAGAACGCGUUCAUCGUCAGUUCUGAUUUCUGCCACUGGGGUGGCCAUUUUGACUACACAAUUUACUGUCCAGACGGGACGCUCGAUAGCAAGGAGAGGCUACACGAGUAUGGUCCCAAGCCUGACGGACCACCUAUCCACGAGACGAUCAAAAUGGUGGAUGACCUAGCGAUCGAGGCCAUAAAGACGGGAAAACACAACAGCUUCUACGACAACCUCAAGCAGACCAAGAACACGGUGUGCGGAAGACACCCGAUCGGAGUGACAAUGGCGGCGCUCGAAGAGCUGGGCGACCACCGGUUCACGUUCAUCCAAUACAAUCGCAGCACCCUAGUAACGCGCCCGAGGGACUCCAGCGUCAGCUACGUAUCCGCUUACGCAGUGGUAUAA
Molecule: messenger RNA, 960 nt
Organism: Colletotrichum fioriniae
Lineage: Eukaryota; Fungi; Ascomycota; Sordariomycetes; Glomerellales; Glomerellaceae
Gene: MEMO1
Product: Protein memo1
Source: RefSeq, a predicted model, not a curated record